This is a messenger RNA of Puntigrus tetrazona (Sumatra barb), 3404 nucleotides long. It is a transcript of the gene csf2rb, whose product is annotated as colony stimulating factor 2 receptor subunit beta. Gene Ontology annotation, cellular component: external side of plasma membrane. The transcript is spliced from 14 exons. Lineage: Eukaryota; Metazoa; Chordata; Actinopteri; Cypriniformes; Cyprinidae. Gene Ontology annotation, molecular function: protein binding; cytokine receptor activity. Gene Ontology annotation, biological process: immunoglobulin mediated immune response; cytokine-mediated signaling pathway. The coding region runs from base 337 to 2328 and encodes 663 amino acids. The record is from RefSeq and is a predicted model, not a curated record.
UUUCCUGGCAGUUGCGAGAAACGUAGUGCGGCAUACAGUACCACGUCUGUUUUUACACUACAUAGCGUCUUUAGUGGGUUACAGACAGAUGGUCGUGUUCACCCCAAAUGAGUGGUUUUAUGUACAAGACGUGCUGCAUGAAGAUCUACAGCGGUUUUUAAGACGUUCACCUGUUCCUGGAAGUACUCCAUUCAUUAAAAGAUGGAUUUUGUAUUCGUCAUUGAAAGAUGGAUUUGGAGGUCACCGUGCUUUUGUCACAUAACAUAUCUUGAAAGCAACCAGAAGAAUCACCUGCUGUAAAAAGGGCCAGGCUUCUGAUCUUGGAUCUCAGCAACAAUGUUCUCCACAUGGAUUGUGCAUAUGGCUGGAUUCGCUCUGCUGGUCAGGAGAGGCAUCGGUGAAAAAGAGUGUCCUCAUCAUGUAGUCAAGCCUGGGAAAGAAUCUGCAGUGCUGGAUUCCUUGAAGUGCCACAAUGACUACAUGAGCUAUGCCCAGUGCACAUGGGAGGUCGAUCCACAAAUUCAUCCACAAGAAAACAAGCAUAAACUGUACUACAGGGACGAAAGUGAUGACAUUGUGGAAACACCUUGCAUCUCGAAUGCAUCCGGUGUGCUUUUAUCCAAUGGGAAGAUCUCUCACAUGUGUCGUUAUGAAACUACUAGGUUUAACUUAGAAACAAGUCACAUUCUGUACUUUAAAGUGCCCUGUGAACCAAGAGUCACAACUCUCAGAGUUGCUCAGCAUGGAAAAGUUAGAGCGCCAAUUAAUUUGACAGAGAGGGUGGCUGAUGGCGGAGGUCGUCUGCUGUCCUGGAGAAGCCCGUAUCCCGUAUCCUCAAAUAUCACAGAAACUCUUGUGUACCAGCUUCAGUAUCGCGGGCACAUGCACGACUGGACUAUUGUGGAUAACAUCAAUGCUUCUGAGUAUUUGAUUGACAAGAAGUCAUUGUUGUCCGGUUACCGUUAUGAAGCCAAAGUGAGGGCGCGGGGUCCUGUGGGACUCUGGAGUGACUGGAGCCCCCUGGUGUCCUGGAAGACUUACAGUGAUGGAGCCUUUAACCUGCAGUGCGUGAUAGAGGGAGAAACGGCUGUGACGUGUACCUGGCAAAUUAAGACAGAACAGUAUCAGUUUAUGUCUUAUCAUCUCUGGUGCAAUAAUGGUGAUAAGCCCUCCAUUUGCUGUGAAGACCCUCAGCUGAAGUCGAGAGACACUGAGCUUUCUGAGUUUGUGUGUUCAGUACAAACCCCUGACCCUUACCUGUUAUCAGUGGAGCUGAAACCAGUGUACUACUCUAGGAAGUUCUAUAUUUCCAAACACAUUAAACUUUCACAACCUGACCGGAUCCAUGUGAAGAAAGGCGAUGGCUUUUUCAUACUGAGCUGGCCUAAACCAGUGUUUUCCGAAUUAAUUUCCGAUGUUCAGUUCUGCAUCGAGCUAAACAUGUCGACCAGCGAGACAUCAAAAAUCUUUACCUUUCUUGAGAUGGAGGACAGUUUUAACGUUUCCUUUACGCGGCUAAAUUCUUCAGCUGAAUACCAGGCCCAGAUCAGAUUAGUGGCUUCACCUGAUGAUGAUUAUAUCAUUGAGUCAUCACAAUGGUCACAGCCAGCAGUGUUCAAAACUGAGCCAGUUUCAUCACGCAUCAGCCUUGUGAUCUACAUUUUGCCUGCCGUUUUUGUGGGAGUGAUUUUUCUCAUCACCUUGUACAGCGGCCUACCAGUCUUACACAGGAGGAUCAAAAUUUGGAAAAGAUCGAUUCCAUCGCCCAUAAAGAGCAAAGUGCUGGAGGGGAUGAUGAAGAAGGCUCCCAGUGGAUGGCCAAACCUUCAGAAUGAGAAAGAGACGACCUCCAUCUGUGUACUUCUGGCUGCAGACAAUGUCAGUCUCUGCAAAAGCAGUGUCUCUUGGGAGCCGCUUUUGUUAAACAAUGAAGAUGCUGUUAAAACGGCAAGGUCAGGUGGAUCAAACAACUUGCAUGUCUACGUGAGGGACGGCACGUGCAAAGACAAAUCAGGCAUGGACUUCAGCGGGCCUUACAUUCUGUGCUGCGGGGAAUCCUGCACCCACGACAAACUACCUGACGGCUCUACGGACAGAGAUCGCAAGUGCGCGUUGGGAAAGUCGGAGAGCUCUGCACCAGAAAAUGACAGCUGCAUUGCAACUCCUCUCGCCGUCCUGCCAGCAACUCAAAGCACAGACCCCGGCGACAGCUUGACCGAAAGCUCUCCAGAUGAACCCCCUGCAUACAGCCCCGGCCCGGAGCAGGGUUGUGUGGUCGUCCCUCAUCCAUCCGGCUACUUCACGAUGCCAUGUGUCGGCACGGGCUAGUCAGAGCUGAGAGGAUACGUGACGAUCACGCAUUCUGGAACAUAACGAUCAAAGACUGACAGUUUAGACUGAAAACAGAGGGGCCUACAGAAGUGUGGGUGAAGCACAAUGAAUGGAGCACAGUCAGUGCUGUUCAGAUCUUUUGCUUUACAUAAACUGUCACUUUAUAAGCAACGUCUAGCGACGGAUGAAUGUUUCGCAUGGUCAUGUUGUAUUUGAAGGGGGUGAAAGACACAUUAGGACUCACCGAGUUGAAGCUGUUGAGCUGUGAAAGUCUCACCAAAAGAUGGCAGUAUUGUUUUAAAUGAAUGUAAGAAUUUAUUUUCUUUCCUCAGUGCAAACCGUGGAAAGCAAACAACGCAUUAGUGAUGAAUGCUUUUCCCACAGCGCCUCACAUACUUACAGCACAGAAUGUCCUUUCUUUUUCGCAGUUUUUCGCUUUUAAUUCAGCUUGAAGGACGUUGGCAACUUCAUUCACUAACCGGGCAGGCAGGUGUUUGUGCUGCUUAGGGACGUUUUCAAGCAGAAGUCAGUUUUAAAAAAACGACUGAUUCCACCAACACGCAAAACAUAUAAAUCACACGUUCAUUUGCUAAGGCAGUUUUAAACUAAUAGAAAAAAUAGACUGAUUAAGCUAGUCUACAAAUGUUGAAAUAUUUGGCCAAUGGACGAAUUAAAUUAAACGUGCUUUACUCGGACAUUGUGUGAAAUAAGGGCUAAUAUCAAACUAGUUCUCUGUGUUCAGAACAGUAUUGAUUCACACUGAUAUCACACUGCGCAUGCUCUCUAGUAAGAGUCCACGAGAGCUCGGUGCAGUUUGGUUGAAUGAGAUUAUUGAUUUGGAUUAUUGCAAACUUUAAAAAAUUAAGACGUUUAAAAUUAAAGUUUGAAAAUCUUUGACACCGCAAAUGCCGUUGUGUGUUUGCUGAGGCAAAAACAGUUAGUCAAAAGCAUGCACAACCAAAAAACUUACAGCUUUCUCUGGUUUGGGAGAACGUAUUAAAAGAGGUUUUUUUAUGCUGGUGUGAUUGCAAACUACUCAAGCACAUGGCAAUAAAGAUUUAGCUAAAGCUUAA